GGUACUUGGUAAUGUUGUUUUAGCCUUUUAGGUGUUGUGUCACUUAGUGAUGGAUUUCUCCAGCUUGUUUCGUUUGAGAUCUCGGUUUUUGCAGAAAUCAUUACAGAGAUUGUGUUUUGGUUUGAAGGAAAGAAGAAUCUUUCGAUGCAUAUUAUAUUCCGAUUGGCUUAGCAAUAAUGACAAACAAAGGAAUCAACGAUCGAUUGUAUUUCGAUAAUGAUCUUUUCAACGGCAGAAAUUGAUGUUGGAUUUCGUAAAAUUACUCAUCGAGCAUGUGUCGUGUUUGUAUUCAGUUGUUGACACGUGGGUUUUGGUGGAAUCCACACAAAAUUUCUUCUACAGUAGACAAUAAUCUGAUAGACUUUUAUUGUACCUCAAAUAUUUCUCUAAACUUUUCGUGGGAGUUUUUGGUAGUCCAUGUAUGGUCUGGUUAUGUUUAAUAAAAUAUUACAAUUGGGAAAAAUGGAAAUCUAUUUUAAAUGCUAAAAAAUACAAGUAA
This is a messenger RNA of Arabidopsis lyrata subsp. lyrata, 499 nucleotides long. RefSeq lists its product as uncharacterized. The transcript has a single exon. The record is from RefSeq and is a predicted model, not a curated record. Lineage: Eukaryota; Viridiplantae; Streptophyta; Magnoliopsida; Brassicales; Brassicaceae.